GAACUUUAUGAAAUAGGCGUGGCUCCGCCGUAACUCCGCUGUGAGGGAACCGACCGCGUACAGUUUGCUUUUAACGGUGGACGGCGUUACGUUUCACGUGCGGCCGCGGUUUCACGGGGGGAAAAAUACGUCGCACAGGUAACGUGUCGUGUGCAGAUAUAGCGUCAUUUCAGCAGCGUCGUUAUCGACCUCUCCCGUUUCUCUCCCCGCUGACGCAAGUAGCUGCACGAUGGAGUCGCCCGUGGUGAACCUGUACAACCAGUUCCAGAGUCUGAGAGCGCAGGUGGACGGUCUCAACGAGGGCAUCGAGCCACAGUUCCUCCAGAUGGCGGUUAACUUCGAGGAGUGCCGUAAGAAGUGGGUGCGGGCGGGCGACGAGCUGGUUUCCUGUAAAGAGGUGCUGGUGAAAGCAGAGACGGAGAGGGGAGCCCUGGAGGUCAAGCUGAAGCACGCCCGCAACCAGGUGGACGUGGAGAUCCGCCGGCGGCAGAAGGCGGAGUCAGUCUACGAGAAGCUGGAGCGCCAGCUGCAGCUGAUCCGGGACCUGCUGAUAUCGGAGAACAGCGGUAACAGUGUCCACCUGAGUGAGGAGCAGCGCUCCGCCCUGGCCUUCCUCAGCGCCCACUCGCAGGCGGCGCAGGCGGCGAAGAGCAACCUCAACACCAGUCGAAGGUUAACUACCAUCGAUGAAUCGGCUUCUCUGCUGUCGGACAUCAGCUACGACCAAACGGACGACUCUCUGGACUGGGACGCCUCCGCCAUGAAGACUGUGCGACUGCGGAAGCGCCAGAAACGACGUUCCUCCAGAAAACUCUCUGAGGUUCCUCCGCAGGCCUUGAAGAAGCCUCGCUCCACUGGACGGCCAGCAGAACGGAUGAAUGAGUCGAUCGUGGCAAAAACCACGAUCACCAUCCCGGGGAAUGGUGGCGCCGUGGAGGCCGUCUCCACCAUCCAAACGCUUCCUUACUGGACAGACAGACAGAGCGUUGCUCCAGCAUGGGGUGAUACAACCACCACCGACCAGUCUGAGACCGCAAGGGAGGCCCCAAGCACAACGGUCUCCGCCUCCCCAGCCCAGCCCCGAACCCCCAGACCCAACGCAGGAGGAAAGAAGCACCAGUUCACCCCCAAAACGGUGAUCCGGUCUGAGUUCUGUGCACCGUGUGGAAGAAGAACAAAGUUUGGCAAGAUGUACCUGCGCUGCCAGGACUGUAAGGUCGUGACCCACCCAGAGUGCCGUGACUACUGCCCGCUGCCCUGCAAUCCGCUCGCCGUUAACACUCCCGUCGCCAACACAGAGAGCACCUUGGCUGACUUUGCUCCAGUCACCUCCCCAAAGAUCCCAGUGUUGGUUCUCUACUGCAUUAAGGAGAUUGAACACAGAGGCCUGCAUGAGGUCGGCCUGUACAGAGUCUCCGGCCAGGAGCGCGUGGUCAAAGAGCUGAAGGAGAAGCUGAUCAGAGGAAAGAUCGUGCCGCCACUCCACAAAGUGGACGACAUUAACGUCGUCGCCGGAGCCCUCAAAGACUUCCUCAGAAACCUCCCCGAGCCGCUGCUCACCUUCCAUCUCAACAGAGUGUUCAUGGAGGCAGCCGAAAUCCAGGAUGAUGGCAACAGCCUCGCCGUCCUGUAUCAGACCAUCAGCGAGCUGCCUCAACCCAACCGGGACACUCUGGCCUGCCUCAUGAUCCACCUGCAGAAGGUCUCCCAGUGCGUGGAUACCAAGAUGGAUGUGCACAACCUGGCCAGGGUGUUCGGCCCCACUCUUGUGGGUCACGCGGUUCCCGACCCGGACCCCAUGACCAUCCUGCAGGACACCAGCCGACAACCACGGGUUGUGGAGCGCUUGCUUAGUAUUCCAGCAAACUACUGGGACCAGUUUGCUUCUCCAGAGAAUACAGGCAUGGAGGAUGCUCACCACGCAGUGAGCAUAUUGGGACCGGUGACCACUCCAGAGCACCAGAUGAUGGCCAAAACGCCGUCCUCCGGCUCGCUGUCCCAGCGCAUGAAGCAGACCCUCUCCAGCACCACGAUAUUUGGGAGCAAGAGCAAAGCAUCCGCGGCGUCUAACCGACCGGGAAACUUCUUUGCCUCUCCGCAGCUGAAGUAACGGUAACAUAAAAGAAAAGAGCCCAUUUUGUAUUUCUGGGUUACUUAACUGCAAUAACUGAAGAUAUAAUCAUGUGGACAAACUACUGUACAAUUUGAGUGUGUAACAAUUUUAUUACUGAUUUCUUUUCUUUUUUUUAUUCAAGUGUUUUAUACAAGACUUUCUAACCUGAUUUUUCUUUUUCUUUUUAAAGAUUACUACACGUUUGUUUUUAUAUCUUUUGAUUUACUAAAUGAUUUAUUGUUGACCGCCACUGUGGCGACGCCUAUGUGAUUGUCGGAGGUUUGAAGGCUUUGACGAUGCAACCGCUAACUAUUGAAGGAUUAUACGCUCCGUUUUGAACUGUGGUUGUGACCGCAGCGACGGGGGGGAAUCGAACACGCGUGCAAUACACAGCUGCAUUGUACAAAGAGAAAAGAAAUUGCAUUAUGGGCCAGUGUCUCUCGGUUGCCUCGUCAUCGUCCUGAAACUGACAGAUUUGUUGAUUUUUAACAUUUUGUUUUAUAUUUAUGUUGCUGGUGCGCUACGACGUAUAUGAAUCACGACAAUUUCUAUACUUUAACGAUAAUGUGACGCAAACACUGAUACAGAAUGGGAACCAUGUUGCACUUUGCACUGUGACACGUCGCCCUGUGAAUACACGCCACUAGAGGGUGCUGUUGCGCCACCUUUUUUGAUAUGCAAGCCAUAACCAAUGAAGAUGAUCUACUGCAUAUGAUGCACACAACCAGUGAGCAUUACUCACGCUCAUUACAAUCAGCAGAGCAGUGGAGAUGCUGUGAGUUAUUCCUUCAUCACGAGGACAGAGCAGCGACGAUGAAUCUCCAUCACGAGGUCGUCUCAAAAUACAAUCUGGAGCUUCGUUAAUUUAGGAAUGCAACUGAUUUGCAUGCACACCCACUAUUUUAAAUAUAGAUAUAUUUCCAUGUUAACAUUCUUGCACAGUUACGUCACCAGCAAUGCACAAGAAGAGUAACGUUUUUCCAGAAGCUACUUGUUACUGGUACAAAGUUUAGUUAUUUAGACAAGAAAUAUUUAUGUUGACAAAAACUGAUUUAAUAGUAUCGAGUCAUUAAAACCACACUAACCAUGUUUUGCCUGGCGAUAUUAUAAUAAAAAAAGAAAUGCAUCUAUUGAUACUGUGGGACACAAGUAGAACUACGGUUUCUUUACAUUCUUGUACAUUUAUUCCAUGUUAUGGUUCUAUUUCUAUAAUGAAUAUGAGUGAAUAUUUCUAACUGUUGUAGUUACCAAAGAUUGCAUUGAAUGUGAACCUUCAUUUCUUUGUCUCGGCUCCAAUAAGAUCACACUGGAGUCCACGAGCUAAAAAUAAAUCCUCUAAGACUGG
Cyclopterus lumpus (lumpfish) is the source of this 3458-nucleotide messenger RNA. RefSeq names its product rac GTPase-activating protein 1-like. The transcript has 16 exons. NCBI's taxonomy places the organism in Eukaryota, Metazoa, Chordata, Actinopteri, Perciformes, Cyclopteridae. Gene Ontology annotation, biological process: signal transduction. Bases 230 to 2110 code for a protein of 626 amino acids. The record is from RefSeq and is a predicted model, not a curated record.